UGGCGGGAUGCUCUGCGCUCGCGCAGUCUCGCUCGCUACGUUGCCGCGGCCGCACGCGCAAGCCGCGCCAUGACCCGUCCAGUGAUCGUAUUCCUCGCGCUCGCCGCCCUACACCUAGCUGCCGCCGAACCCCCUCGGCCGCGCCUCAUUGACUUCAAUCCUUUUGCAUGGCUCCCUACAAACCGAAAUCGAUCUCCGUCGAUCAUGGAUUAUUUUUUCCCACCAUCCCGCACUCCUAAACAAUCUAGUUUAGAGCCCCCAGCCGAUCGCGCACCGCCUCAAACGACCGUCCCUCAAACCACUCUCGAUAACACUCCUGCUCCGACAACAGUCAUUGAGGACCGCCCAACGACUCUGGCGAGAAAAGUAUCUUCCAAAACGAAAUCUACCAUUCCCUCGACCGCGACAAUACCGCCAAAAACUAAAAAGGUCACUCGAAAACCUAUUACGAUCGACACAACUUUGGAAACCAAAACUACACAAACCACUAAAAUACAAACUCAAGCUUCAACAGUUAAAGUCACGACCGUGCCUUCAACUUAUCGUCCUACGAAGCACUAUACUAUCAGGCCGGUGGUGCGGACAACGGAGACGCCAACCGUACAAGACACAGAGACUACGAGCGAUAGCACAGAGACGGUUUCUGAUUUCGAUACAUCGGGGACUACCAUUGGGGAUCUUAAAGAUACAGUGUCGACUUCAAGCAUCGUAGAGGACACCAAAUCUACAGAUUCUGGAUCAGCGACAGCGAGCACCUCUACCAUGGAAUCAACGACCCCUACGGACAGCACUGCUGAACCAGCCGACAGCCGCGAAGGAUACUUACCCUUGAGGGACAAACCGCAACAGACACAUGUCAAGAUCAACGAGCAAACGAAGAAAGAGACUGUGCCUUUACCCGCGGGAUCCACAUCAGUUUUGGCGAAACCGACGAAGUACCACUACUAUCCACACAACCAACAUAUCUAUUUGCUUCCCGAAUGUGCCAUUCAACAGGUAUGCAAUGCAGUGUACGUGCGUCUGAACUACACGCAGCCUCUGUGCGCGUGUCCGGAGCGGUACCGCGACCCUUGCUCUGCAAGUCUCAAUGCCGACGAUUUGCAUACUACUCGACUCACUACAGAUUCUAAGAAGAAGUAUGCAUCAAAGGCAGUGACGCUAGUGAAGACAUGCGAAGCAGUAUCAGAGAUGCGCGAGUGCCGAGCACCAAGAGACUGGUCUUUGUUAGCCCUUCAGAACAUCCGCACCGGCAAGUCCCACUACCUGGUCAUCUGCCGGUGUCCGGAGAACCACAUACUUGAAGGACCAAUGUCUCACGACCAGCCUACCUACGCGUCGGUGCCAGGUAUCAGGGUGUACGGGAUGGUCUGUGUGAGACCGACAACUCCAUACAACUCAGGUUUCAACCCAAACAAAUUCACCACAGUCCAGAGCUCGACCAGCGCCUACAAAGUGGACUAUUCUCAGCCACAGGCGUACCCAGAGAAGCCAGUCUACAACCGAUACCACAAGUACCCAGAAUCCUCCUACUACAACAGGAGAUCCAGAAUCGCCCGCAUGAGGCGAUCAUUAUCACAAAACCCCCCGUUCCCUUGGUACAAAGUUAAAGAAUUAGCGAGGUCAUUACAUUGGAUAUAGAUAGACUAAGGCCCAUCAGAUUCGAAAGCGCUGGAUUUAAUGUAAGGUCUCAUACACAUUAGGCAAUAUUAACGCGCUAUUUAUUAUACAUACAUCUUAUUCAUACAUACUUCUUAAGUUAAACAGCGUAGUGCGUUUCUCUCGUGUAAAUUGGAUUUAACGGCGACAUAUUACAUUUAUUACAAUUCUAUGUAGCCUAGUGGAAAGGUGGCUUAAAGCUGUGUUGACUAACAUUGAUGGGCAUCAAAUUGUGUCUUACUCACGUACAUUCAAGUGAAACAGCAUUGUGCUUCACAUUAUUGCAUGAGUGAGAUAGAGAUAUAUGUAGUGCGUCAAUUUUGCCUAGUGGGGAAAUGGUUUAGAAUGAAAUGUACUGACUUGAAUGACUACGUUCAUACAACCACGCUUUCGAUGUGGGGAUGCGGUAAGGACUGUUGGGUUCAAUAAGGCUUUAUUGUAAUCGGAAUCCGCCUGCUUGAAUUCAACGCUGAGUUGUGGAGAUUAAGCUAGAUUAAAUUUAAGUAGGUACUCACUCAAUUCCGUAUGUUAAUAUUACCCAAAUAUUAUUUUAUUAUAGUCGGUCUCUGAAGCAAGAUGAAAAAUUGUAGACGCCCCCAAACAUUUUUUAUCUGUCGCCCAUAUAAGCGUGAUGAUAGUAUAUUUUCAUUUACACAUACAGACAGAUAGGUUAACAUAUAGAGGGAAAAUAAUAAAAAAAACGUUCUCCUGUGCAUUAAAUGAGUACUUAGCUUAAGAAUCGGAAACGCUUCGCUUAAUCUACACAUCCGAAUAGUUGAAUAAUAACUUGAAUACUAAUCCUUCCCAAUCUAAACUCGUAUUUAGUUUGACGAAAGUACUUACUGUUUCUAAUACUCGGUAAAUUACUUUAAGCUGUAAGCUGCAAUAUAGCUACAAUUGCAGAAAAUUCAAAGCGUCUACUCACGAGAUUUUAUUAUGACUAAAUUGCCUGAUUUUAUUAGUGGCUAACUGCUAGAUAAAUCUGCCUGAAGUUAUUUGCCAAUUUACCAUCCAGGAAGGCUCAAAUCAAAUUUAAAGCAAGUUUCGAACAAUUAUAUUUCAUAGUUGACAAAUGAUAUAAAUAUUGAGCAAAGCAGAACAAUUGUUCCCAAGGUAAUGCCUAUCGAAAAACCGUUACCUACUUAAACUAUGCAUUAAUUGAGCGAAUAUGAGCCCGAGACAAUGAAUUUAUUUUUAUUCAUUAAUAACAUGUUAUUCAAUCCAGACAAAAUUUUUUAGUCAAUAAAUGAAAAUCUCUUUAAUAAAAAUCUCUUUGGUCGUAAACGAACUCACAUUACAGCUUUCUAUCAGUCUAGAAACCGAGCGCACGCUCGAUAUUUUUUUAUAAGUAACUAUGAGUGUCUCAUU
Molecule: messenger RNA, 3024 nt
Organism: Plodia interpunctella (Indianmeal moth)
Lineage: Eukaryota; Metazoa; Arthropoda; Insecta; Lepidoptera; Pyralidae
Gene: dsx-c73A
Product: doublesex cognate 73A
Exons: 6
Coding region: 70-1638 (522 amino acids)
Source: RefSeq, a predicted model, not a curated record